GUUCCAAGUUUAGAGACAUUUCAGCUGGAGUUUGAUGGUGUCCCAACUGUUCCACUAGCCAUAGAUGCUACUGAAAAUGAAGUAGAGACAGCCAUCAAUGACUUAUUCAGCUACAGAUGUCCUACAGAGAUUUCAAAUCCUCCCAAUAAUAGAAAGUUCUACUUUCAAGAUUAUGAAUCUAGCUCAUUUGGUGGUUUUCAAGAUACAACAGAACAACCCUUCUGUGGUCGAAGUUCUAUAAAAAAUCCAUGGAAGUUGUUUGACAAUAAUAAUUCGCCUAUCUUUCUUUCAAAGAACAAAUAUCUCUGUCUGGCCUACAGGGGCGCCUGGAGGAACCGUAUCGUCCUUGACUACAUUUAUGUAGAUGCUGACUUUGAAGAACAAAGCAGCACUGUUGUAAUCGACCAUGAUUUAUAUACUGAUGAGGACGCUGAUCGUGAAAGUUGGAAAUACACUUGUGUUGAAAUGUACUCACAUGUGUUUGCUGCCAAGCCCACUGGUAAUUUCUUUGAGGGGACCAGAAUUCGUUUGUCUAGAACUGGUAAUGCUUGGGUAGAUGUUGUCUACAUUGGUAGUAAGCCUACCGUCUAUACACCUCAAAAUCCCACCAUAACACUCCUUGCAGAAAAUAUACCAGAUCAGAGAGUGGCUCCACCUAGGCCAGGGGGUCAGAUGAUUGACUCU
Owenia fusiformis is the source of this 684-nucleotide messenger RNA. The record is from the annotation of a GenBank genome assembly. NCBI's taxonomy places the organism in Eukaryota, Metazoa, Annelida, Polychaeta, Sabellida, Oweniidae.